AUUCGGAGUCAUGCAAAACUACUAAUGAUUAAUAUUUGAGUCGGAGCGAUCAAUAUGUACCCGGGAAUAAUCACAGCACUACACGUAUCCCAUUUGCCUGGCCAACGGAGAUCAGUGAAGCAAGCUCAGUCUUAGCGUCCCCACAACAAAGCUCAACGAAGGCGUACCGUACCAACCUAAGAAGCCGCACCCAGAAUGCCUCACGAUGACCAAUCUCCGCCCCCAGGCGAAGUCUCCGACUCCGCCGAUAUUGAAGAAGAAGAAGAAGAAGAAGAAGAAGAAGAAGACCCAGAAAUUGAAGAAGAAGAAGAUGACGACGACGAAGAAGAAGACCCCGAAAUAGUAGAAGAAGAAGAAGAGGAGGAGGAGGAGGAGGAGGAGGAGGAGGAGGAGGAAGAAGAAGAAGAGGUGGAGGGAGAACAGGAAGAGAUAAUGGAAGAAGAAAGGAUUGAAGUGGAUAUGGAUAUUUCUGAUUCACCGGUUCAAGCUCGUGAUCAUCAUAACGAUGUUAGACAAGAUUAUAAGCCCGAGGGACUUCAUGGUUUACACUCAAAUGAAUCACAUGAUGAUGGAAAAGCAUAUUUGCGUCAUAGUGAGGUUAUGGAUGCUAAAGCCUCCAACUCAUCUGGUGUUGCUGGGGAAGAGAUGGCUAAUGCCAUCCUGAUGAGGGAUCACUUAGGUAAGGAGGUUAAGAGUGUCAUGAAUCCAGAGGAUGAGAUGAAACAAGGGGACAUACAUCCGAGGAAUGAUAGAAAGCAAAUGGAUUCAAGAUCAGCUGCUUCUGAGAAAGUGACCAGAAUUAUGUCUCCUGUUGCUGAGACUAGUGAUCGAAACAAACGCCCAGCUAUUAUCUGUGACUUCUUUGCUAAAGGUUGGUGCAUUAGAGGUACUUCAUGUAAGUUUGUCCAUAUAAAAGACAGUCCGAAUAGUACUCAUCCACAAGGAGAUGUUGCUGCUGCAAAUUGUACUAGAGAAGUCCAGCCUGAUGAAGGUCUAAGAGACGUAACUGAGAGAUCAAGGUCACCUGGUUUUCCUGAUCCUCUGGCUUCUUCACAUCUCCCUUCUGAAAAGAUCCGAUUUUCGGAACACAAAGGAAUUCAGAGACGGCAUCAGUCUCUUGAAAACCAUAAGUUUCCAGCAGUUCCAGGAGGGGAAUCAAAUAUGGGUGAGUCCACUGAUGCACAGAAAUUGCAUUCAUCCAAAGAUGAUCAAGUCUUUCUCUCCUUGUUUAAGGAUGCAGGAAGAGAUGGUCAUGCACGUAACUGGCCCAUUGAUGUUUAUAACAACUCACCAAUUCAUAAAGAUAAUUCUAGAUUUAUGAGUGGUUUGCAUCCUGAGCCUGGAUUUUUUUCUAAUGGAUCUACUGCGUCAUCAGGCAAGUACUCUAGAGGGAAUCCGACUUCUCAGUCAAGUUGUAUGGAGGAACCAGCUGGAAUUUGGAGCCAGCGCAUGCACAGUGAUCAUAACUCCCCACUUGUGAGCCUUUCCUUGAAUUCAAACUCAAGUAAUCUUUUAACUAAUGGCUCGUUUCCAGCUAGCCGUGUUUCAUCUUGGACCGGAUUUUCAUUGCCUUCUAGCUAUUCCUGUUUAGAUGCAAGUCCUCAUGGUACUCAAAAGCUUUUAGACCGAAAUAGAGAUUACCGUUAUUCUACUAGAUCAUCUCCCUUACUGAAAAGCUCUUCUCCCUUCUCUAGUUCUGAAUUGAAGAAGUUGCCUUCUACCAGUGUGUCAUUGCGCUCUGAUAAACUUCAAACAAAAAUUUCUUCAAAUGAUUGGGAGCCAUCUGUACCCUUCCAGCCAUCUUUUAUUCUUCCUCCUGCAUUUCUAUCAUCUUCAGGGAGCCAGUAUGACCCUCUUCGUGACAGCAUUGAGUUACCUAAGUUAGCAAACAUCUCCUUUGAGGCUUCUUUCUAUUCUGAAGAGGCUGCCAUUGGGAACAAGUUGCAUCAUCAAAUACAUGGUGAAUCUGUUAGUGGGACUAUGCGUCCAGUUUGUGAUGGUGAUACAAACUCUAUGUCUUCACAUAAUACAUGUCAUGAAAAGGUAUUAGAUAAUAGCUGCUAUACACGCGAACAUAAUUCGCCUGUAACUGAAGCAGAGACAGUGGGGGCUUCUGUUGUCUGCCAAAAUGGAACCAUGACUAUAGAAGAAAAUCUCUCGCGGCCCUCUCAUCCCAAAGGUAGUACAAAACCACAUAAAACCAGUUCAUAUGGUGAUUCUAGACCUCAGAGUGACAGUUCUAGACACAAAAAAGACAUAACAGUAGAUAGAUUUAGAGAAAACAAUGAAGUGGAUGGUGAACAUGUGACAGAUGGGGAUGUACAGCAAGAAUCAAAAGCUCUGAGGCAUUUCCGUGCGGCUCUUGUAGAGUUAGUAAAAGAAUUGUUAAAACCAAAAUGGCGUGAAGGUUGUCUCAGCAAAGAUGCACAUAACAAGAUAGUUAAGAAAGCAGUAGAGAAGGUUCUCAGUGCUUUUCAGCCCCAACAAAUCCCACCUACCGUAGAAACAGUUGUGCAAUACCUGUCUUCAUGCCGUCCAAAAAUCUCAAAGCUUGUUGAGGGAUAUGUUGAGAAAUAUGGCAAAUCUUGAGAUGUUAGGCCCAGAUAUUGUUCUUUUGCAGAAUUUCCUACACAGUUUACUAAUUGGAGGUCAUGGACAGUUUGUUCGAUAACCCUUUUCUUUUACAUAAUUAGAACAGAGUUUUUGUAGAGUUGUUAAUUUUCUUAUAAGAUGUAUUGCUUCAAAAAUUAUUUCUGUUACUCUCAGUUCAUCUAUUUGGAGAUAAUAGGUGUCAUGACUAGAAUUUGUCUUAGUCUGUAUAUAGAAAAAAGAAAAAAAAAAAAAAAAGGUCAUAAUUCGUUUCAUUUUUAUGCAAGGAAAAUUGCCUUAUGGCUUGAAUUAACCCA
Molecule: messenger RNA, 2906 nt
Organism: Prunus mume (Japanese apricot)
Lineage: Eukaryota; Viridiplantae; Streptophyta; Magnoliopsida; Rosales; Rosaceae
Source: RefSeq, a predicted model, not a curated record